Molecule: messenger RNA, 887 nt
Organism: Neoarius graeffei (lesser salmon catfish)
Lineage: Eukaryota; Metazoa; Chordata; Actinopteri; Siluriformes; Ariidae
Gene: thpo
Product: thrombopoietin
Exons: 5
Coding region: 1-579 (192 amino acids)
Biological process (GO): cell population proliferation
Cellular component (GO): extracellular region
Molecular function (GO): hormone activity; cytokine activity
Source: RefSeq, a predicted model, not a curated record
AUGGAAGACGAUCAGGGAGGGUCAUGCUUUCACACAGGGGUUCUGUGUCUCCUCCUGGGUCUGGUUUUGACUGAACUGUCUCACCUCGAAGCCAAACCACACGACUUUGUGUGUGUGAGCGAGGCCAGGAAGGUCAUGUACAAGGUCAAGGAUCUGCAGGAAGAUCUGGCCCAGUGCAGCACUGCAGUGUUUCUCCCUGCUCCAGUCCGAAUUCCCUGCAUCAAGGUGAACAUCAUGAACUGGAAAAACAAACCUAUCCCAGAGCGCACAGCUGAGAUCCUGCAGUCUUUGGCGAUGUUGGCACAGGAUAUUCACAAUGCCAGGAAUGGAAGCCAAGCUGAUUGUGCGCUCAAACUGCUAGGCCGCUUUGAGCACAACAUCAAAAACUACAUACACACACUCACACAGCUCCACAGCCAGAAUGGACUGGAAGGGCCAAAAGUUCCAGAAUCUCCCAUUCAGCAAGUCUCACAGGAUCUAAAUCAGGUUCUGCAACAGUUCGACCGUCUGAUCUCCAGAAAACUGGAAUUGCUCAUUAGUGAAAUGGUGAAAGAAUGUGAGACAAAAACAGCUACUUAAAAACCACAAAUGAGACAUCAGGGACAGGAGAACAGAAGGUCAGACACUUGACAGGAUGCCUACUGAGGCUGCGUAGAAACAUGGAGACAGAGCACCAUCUUCUGGUGAAAGAUUCCACUAUAUCCUCCUGCACUUAAUGAGUCCAGAGGGACAUUAGAAGGAUGCAAAGAUGGACAUGCUAAACACUUCACCUUCUUCUGGAUGUAAAAUACAAUGAAAAAUGUAAAACAUUAUUUUUAUACAGAGACUUUGUAUUUUACUUUGUCAUUGAUGCACUCCUUUGUAAUUACAUGACUCCAUUUCCACUU